Messenger RNA from Nicotiana attenuata, 1483 nucleotides. RefSeq names its product salicylate carboxymethyltransferase-like. The coding region runs from base 53 to 1132 and encodes 359 amino acids. The record is from RefSeq and is a predicted model, not a curated record. Gene Ontology annotation, molecular function: S-adenosylmethionine-dependent methyltransferase activity. Gene Ontology annotation, biological process: methylation. The transcript has 4 exons. Lineage: Eukaryota; Viridiplantae; Streptophyta; Magnoliopsida; Solanales; Solanaceae.
AAAAAAAAAAAAAUAUAUAUACAAAAAGAUCAAGAAAGAUAAAAUAGAAGAAAUGAAGGUUGUUGAAGUUCUUCACAUGAAUGGCGGAAUUGGAGACAUUAGCUAUGCAAAAAAUUCCUUGGUUCAGCAAAAGGUGAUUCUCAUGACAAAGCCAAUAACAGAGCAAGCCAUAACUGAUCUCUACUGCAGUCUCUUCCCACAAAACUUAUGCAUUGCGGAUUUGGGUUGUUCCUCUGGAGCUAAUACUUUUAUAGUUGUAUCGGAGCUCGUUAAAAUCGUCGAAAAAGAACGAAAGAAGCACGGGUUUCAGUCACCAGAGUUUCAUUUUAACUUCAAUGAUCUUCCUGGCAAUGACUUUAAUACCAUUUUCCAGUCAUUGGAUAUAUUUCAACAAGAUUUGAGAAAGCAAAUAGGAGAAGAGUUUGGUCCAUGCUUUUUUAGUGGAGUGCCUGGUUCAUUUUAUACUAGGCUUUUCCCUUCCAACAGCUUGCACUUUGUUCACUCCAGUUACAGUCUCAUGUGGCUAUCUCAAGUUCCUGAUGCAGUUGAGAAUAACAAGGGGAAUAUUUACAUUGCAAGUACAAGUCCCCCAAGUGUUAUUAAAGCAUACUACAAACAAUAUGAAAAAGAUUUUUCCAAUUUUCUCAAGUAUCGUUCUGAAGAAUUGGUGAAAGGUGGGAAGAUGGUUUUAACAUUUUUAGGAAGAGAAAGUGAGGAUCCAACUAGCAAAGAAUGCUGCUAUAUUUGGGAGCUUUUAGCCAUGGCCCUCAAUGAGUUGGUUGUACAGGGAUUGAUAGAAGAAGAGAAAGUUGACUCAUUCAACAUUCCUCAAUAUACACCAUCACCAGGAGAGGUGAAAUACGCAGUUGAGAAGGAGGGAUCAUUCACCAUUAAUCAAUUGGAAGCUACAAGAGUCCAUUGGAAUGCUUGUAAUGAGAACUAUAAAAAUGGUGGUUACAGUGUCUCAAGGUGCAUGAGAGCUGUGGCUGAGCCUUUGCUUGUGAGCCAGUUUGGCGAGGAAUUAAUGGAUUUAGUAUUCCACAAAUAUGAAGAGAUUAUAUCUGAUUGCAUGUCCAAAGAGAAGACAGAGUUUAUAAAUGUCACUGUCUCCUUAACCAAAAGAAAUAAUUAACCAGAGGCAGAUUUAGAAUGAUUCAAUGGAUUCAUCAACGACCAGAAUUAUGUAUACAUAUAAUAAGAGUACAUUUGUUUAAAUUGAGUGGUGUUAAAUUCUGGAUUUCGUCGCUACCUGCAGAUUGAUGGACACCAAUUCUCUAACGUUGUUUUGCACUUCAUAUGUGUGGUCAGGCGCUGCUAAUCUUAUGUUGUCGCUGUCUUGUUUACUAGGAGGAGUUUCUGAUCUCUCUUUCUUGGAAAGUCCUGUACCACAGAAAAUAUCUCAUGUCAAUUUGUUAUUCAACGAAGAAAAUGUGUUGUUUUGUAUUUUAUUAGAUAAAAGAGAAAGGUACCCGAUUUACCUACA